UAUAAACAGCCUGGCUCAUCCAAUCGACUAUCAAAUGACAGUCGAUGUUCUAGAGUUCACAGUUGGCAGCCAUUUUAGCCCAUUCGAGGCACGAUAGUAAAAGCAGUGUGUCGUAAGUGCGUACGGAAAAUUUGUGUCUACAAUCAGCUCCGAAAAACAAAAAUCAUGGCACCAGCAGCACUUCCGCUGAAGGCGGCUCCAUUCGAUCCGCGCUUCCCGAACACGAACCAGACUAAGUACUGCUACCAGAGCUAUUUGGACUUUCACCGCUGCGAAAAGGUGAAGGGCAAGGGCGGCAAAGUAUGCCAGUAUUUUAAAAAUGUGUACGCAGACUUGUGCCCAAACGCGUGGGUUGAGAAGUGGGACGGUCAGCGUUCGGAAGGAACCUUCCCAGGAAGGGUCUAAUCUGGGAUAGUGCCAGUUGUUGCACGACAGACACGCUCACCGCCGCACGCCCUAGCCUCGCUUUGAUCGUAAACGCACGAACAGAGCCGUUUACCGUUCGUUUAAAAUAGUGUUCAAAACAGCAUAGGUAAUAAACGAAAUUCUCAAAACAAAGAAAAAUAAUUGGCCUCGUAGAACCAAGUUUAUUGUUUUGUGAUUUUAAGUAAGAACUAGGAAACAUGUGCGGUUGAAAAAAUUAAAUAAAAGAAUCGCUGUUGCACAUAA
This is a messenger RNA of Toxorhynchites rutilus septentrionalis, 669 nucleotides long. It is a transcript of the gene COX6B, whose product is annotated as cytochrome c oxidase subunit 6B1. Gene Ontology annotation, cellular component: mitochondrion; respiratory chain complex IV. The transcript has 2 exons. The coding region runs from base 166 to 405 and encodes 79 amino acids. The record is from RefSeq and is a predicted model, not a curated record. NCBI's taxonomy places the organism in Eukaryota, Metazoa, Arthropoda, Insecta, Diptera, Culicidae.